CAUCGUGAGCGCGCACCUCAGUCUGCAGAGUUUGACGCCUGACUUUCAUAGCGCAGACGCGUCAGACAGGGACCAGUAGGCUAAACUAUGCGGGAUAUUUCUCAGUAACUGUGCCGAAUUUAUUUUCUCCACGGCGAUAAGAAGUUCGGCGCCUGUGAUCUCAUGUCUGACCGUGAACGGAGCUAUAUUACCCUCCACCUGCACCUCAUUGUUUCGGAGUUUUGCUCUCAGUGUCUGAGGGCGCGUAACUUUCAGAAGAAGACAAACACUGGGAUUGUGAGGCACUUUGGCACAAGACGGGACAUCGUGUGAGCCAGGCGUCAGGCAUAGGAGUCAACAAGUUGCUCUCAUUUUGUGGGUAGAGGAGAGCGAUUAUGAAAGCUUGACGUUGGAAAGUUAAUUAACAACAACAACAAAAAACUUUCUGAAGUAUUUUCAGUAAAUCGUUUAUUUGAGCCACUGGGAGGUGAACGGGACAUUUACUGAGUUCUUGUUUCACCAUGAGUGGACCGGUGCUUUUCCAGAUGUGGAUGGUUUUAUUGUUGGGGAUUAUAACCAGGGUCGGGAUGACUCAGGUCUCCACCGCCAAAGUGAUGAGGGGUAACGUCAGGAGAGACGACAGCAAUCGCCUCACCACAGACUUGUUCCGCAAAGAGGAAAACACCACAGUAACACCACUGGGUGGAGCCAUCCACAGCCCCCGCUACCCCAACGCUUACCCCCGCAAUCUGAUGUUGUCAUGGAAACUGCUGUCACCACCAGGGAGCCGCAUACACCUGGAGUUUGACGGACACUUCGGCCUGGAGGAGGCUGAGAAUGGAGUGUGCAGGUAUGACUUUGUUGAAGUGGAGGACCAAUCAGAGACCAGCACUAUAAUUUGGGGUCGCUGGUGUGGGCAGAAGGCACCACCUAGUCUCAACUCCAAAACCAACUCUCUCAGAGUCACCUUCAAGUCUGAUGAUUACUUUGUUGCAAAGCCGGGAUUCAAAGUCUACUACUCACUGCUGUAUGACUCUCCUCUGCCUGCAUCCAUCACCAACUGGGAGGCUGUCACUUUGCCCAUGUCGGACAGUGGUGGAGGGCAGAUGCCAGCGACUGUCACAGAGGUUCCUUUCUCACUGGAGGACUUGGACCGGACCAUAGCUGCCUUUGACACUGUAGAACAGCUUCUCAAAUCCCUGAGCCCAGACACCUGGAAACAGGACCUGGACAGCAUCUACACUCAAACACACAUACAUUACAGAUCCAGGGCCUAUUAUCUGGCAAGCAGACAUAAUAAAAUCGAUCUGAACCGUCUCUAUGACGACGUCAAGCGGUACAGCUGUACUCCUCGCAACUACUCUGUAAACCUGCGUGAGGAGCUGAGGGUCACCAAUGCUGUCUUCUUCCCUCGAUGUCUGCUGGUCAAACGCUGUGGAGGCAACUGUGGCUGCGGAACCAAUAACUGGAACAACAGCUGCACCUGUCAGGCCUCCAAGACAACAGUCAAACUACACGAGGUGCUGAAGUACGCCCCAGAGGUCACUCUGAAUCAGCGCCAUCGGAAGCCGCGGAUGCACUGGGUCAUACAAGAGAUCUUCCUCGCACACCAUGAAACAUGCGAGUGUGCGUGUCCCUCCCAGCCCCCUCGCUGAGACACACAGACUGGCACAUGCAUCUGGAACUGUUGGACGAGUUCUUUUUUUUUUUUAAAUCUAUUUUGCAACUGACUUCAUUUAAUAACAGCAACGCAGACACACAUGCAGCACAGAAGAAGGCAACAAUCUGACUGACAAACCGCAGCUCCUAUCAUACACAAUGACAUUUGUUCUUGCAAGCAAACCACCUACCUUCCUCUGUACAGAGACAAAUGUAUAAAUGUUUCCAGCCAAACACGUUUGUUAUUGAACUUUCCUGCAAGCCUAAAUCUUCUGUGUUGACACCACAUUUAAACAUCACUUGUGUGCCAUAAAGUGUUAAAAUAACAGUGGACCUUCUCCAGAAGAAUUCACUUUCAAUUCAAAGUUAUUUCCUCCAAAAUCUAAAUACUGAAAACCAUUUGGAUACAAAAAAAUACCAUACACAUUGUGAAGAAAUAACACCUAUAUCGUAUCAAACUUACAUUUACAUUUUGAUUAAAGGAGUUUAAUGGAUGCCAACUUGAUUGAACUGAAAUUUAAGUGACUCCAACUGCUGUGUAAACAGUUGUUUUUUAUUCAUAUUUCACAUGUACGUAUUUGCGUUUCUUCGUGUUAUAAUAAGACACUUGAAGUACUCUAGAAACUUCAGGCAGAUCUUCCGCCAGGAGCAUGCUGAGAUGAGUGAGCGUGAGACAGAAGGAAGGAGGGAGAGGGGUUGGAGGAAGUGUAAACCAAAAUAACACUUUAUCUUGAUGUGAAAUUAGGCUAACCACAACCCUCCAGAUCUGAGUUGCAUGCUAACACACACACACACACACACACACAAACACUUUCACUCUAGGCUUCCACUCCUACCUAAAGAUAAAAACUAGUUAUUUAUACUGAAUUUUUUUACUGCAUUAUUUUUCAGUGAGGCCCUCCUUUGUUCUGCACACAUUCCUGUCUGUGUAUAAUUCUCGCUUCCCUUUGUCUGUCCUUCUAUCCCUACGCUUCCUGCUCCUUUUCCUUCUUUCCUUCUCACUGACUCUGUCUCCCUCUCUCUCUCUCUAAUGCACACACACACUCUUUCUCCCUUUAUCACUCACUCUCUAACACAUCAAAGGAGAAGUCAGAUCAGGCUUUUCUGAGCGUUCCUGACUUUCGACUGCUAACAGGAAUUCUGCUAACACGGAUAAAACCAUGAUCCUCAGACCCUGAACACAUAAGAGGAAAGAGGGACAGACACUCAGGAAGAGAGACGGAGAGUUUUUUAGGAGGGGCGACUGAGAAAAGGGACAAUCAAGCCGCCUAUUUGUAGAUUAGCAGCACUCCUGGAUGAGAGCCGAGAGAGGAGCCACUUUCAAGAUACAACCCAUAAAAGAUUGCAGCUAUUUCAGCGGUUUCAGUCAGCAUGUUCAUGUACUCAGCUCGCCUGAUUUUUAGUGCUUUUUUCCUCAUGAAGAUGCUCAUACGUAUCACAAUCUGACCCACUGGUUUGCACAUCUGCAGCAGCGCCACAGUGAAAAAGAGAUCUGUGGGAAUUAGAGUAAUGUUCUUGGUCUUGGCUGAAAAUACAACUGAUACUUCAGUGUGUGUGUGUGUGUGUGUGCGCGUGCGUGCCAGUCUGCCUGUAAUAGCUCAGGAAGAGGUCCUUUUGUUUAAGGGGUGGAGGGUUACCAACAGUCUGUGAGAGCUGGCAGGAGAUACAAGCAUGUGAAUGGUCGGCAUGUGACUGUUCGUGCAAGUGUGUGUGUGUGUGUGUGUGUGUAGGUAAAUAGAGUAUUCAAAGCAGUAGAGCAAGAAUUCAAACUAACUGCUUUUCAUUUCCAUACACACGACCCAGCUGUGAGAAAUAAAAGACACUGUCAUCGGUCCAUCAUCACCCCCCCAUGUGUCCCACCAACACACGCUCAGGCCCGCUUCGCUUCACAGGCUGGAUUUACACAGAUAAAAUGGGAUUUUACACACUACUUUUGUUCUAAAGGCAGACAAAAAGAAUAAACUGGACACUGAGACGAUUCCUCGGUCACAGUGAAACCCGAUCAGCUGUGUGAUGGCUGUGUCUAUGUGCAUGUGUGUACUGUAAGUCAAGGGUGUUAUUUGGCAGGUGUGGGAUACAAAACACUCCAAAAGUGUGCCCAGUUGUGCGGUAGUGACAUUCCAAGUAAGUGUACACAUGCACACACAUACACACACACACAGUUGUUUUGGGCUGUAGUUCAUCUAAGAAAGCAGCCACAUUUUGCUGUCAAGCUUUUCUCUUCUGUUCUCUUGCGAAGUUUGCUUUCAUUCCUGUGUGUCGCAUUUUGAAACACAAAGAUAAACACCAAGCUCAUGCAGAGUUGGUGAUUAGUUCAAAUUUCACAGAGCACGGUUGGCAGGUAAAUUACCCCUUGAUAUUUUCAGUAGCUAACGAGCCAGAUGGUGAUUAGGAACGUGUCAUUUUCCAAGGUGCUUUGCUGAAAAAUGUAUAGUUACUUUACCAACGACUAUGUUAGAGUUUUUAUGAAAUCUGCUGCCAACAGGAGAUAUAUUGCAAAUGUGUGUAUUGUAAAUGUAUGUAAGGGGUGUGUGUUUGUGUGUGUGUAUCCUGUGUCUGCCAGUUUGCUGGCGUUAUCAGCACAUUCCAUUGUUGCAUGCUCCAAAGUGACAUUCCUCUUUUUCCUCAUAGCUGGUUUGUUUUCUCCUCCAGUUCUUUACAGUAGAAUCACAUAUAUUUCAAUGCCAGACAUUUAAACCUGCUUGUGCUUUAUUGUCUCCUUUUUUUUUUUUUUUGGUUUAUUCACUUCAACUACUGUAAGAGCAUCGAAACCACACAUUAGACCUUUGAGGAAAUUUCGGGUUAUCAUGCUUUCAGUAAGAUUUGGUCCAGAGUUUCAGCUUCCCCUCUGAGGAUUGUGGGGAUUGUACUGUCAUAUUUUGACGUUAGUUUUAGCAAAACCCAGCUUUGCUGAAUUCAGAAAAAUGUCCAUGACAAAACUGUAUGCAUUACUUAAAUAAUUUAUUGUGUCUUUCUCUAUUGUUUUAUUAAAAAUAUCAGAUGGUUGGUCUUGAUAAAUAAAGUGUUUCUAGCA
Siniperca chuatsi (mandarin fish) is the source of this 4672-nucleotide messenger RNA. RefSeq names its product platelet derived growth factor d (gene pdgfd). Gene Ontology annotation, cellular component: membrane. The transcript is spliced from 7 exons. The record is from RefSeq and is a predicted model, not a curated record. Gene Ontology annotation, biological process: positive regulation of cell migration; platelet-derived growth factor receptor signaling pathway; positive regulation of cell population proliferation. NCBI's taxonomy places the organism in Eukaryota, Metazoa, Chordata, Actinopteri, Centrarchiformes, Sinipercidae. The coding region runs from base 501 to 1634 and encodes 377 amino acids. Gene Ontology annotation, molecular function: platelet-derived growth factor receptor binding; growth factor activity.